ACUCAUGGUAACCAUUCGAGCAGACGAAAUUAGCAAUAUUAUCCGUGAACGUAUUGAACAAUAUAAUCGAGAAGUAAAGGUUGUAAAUACCGGUACCGUACUUCAAGUAGGUGACGGCAUUGCUCGUAUUCACGGUCUUGAUGAAGUAAUGGCAGGUGAAUUAGUAGAAUUUCAAGAGGGGACAAUAGGCAUUGCUUUGAAUUUGGAAUCCAAUAAUGUUGGUGUUGUAUUAAUGGGUGAUGGUUUGCUGAUACAAGAAGGAAGUUCUGUAAAAGCAACAGGAAGAAUUGCUCAGAUACCUGUGAGUGAAGCUUAUUUGGGUCGUGUUAUAAAUGCCCUAGCUAAACCUAUUGAUGGUAGGGGUGAAAUUUCGGCUUCGGAAUCUCGGUUAAUUGAAUCUCCCGCUCCCGGUAUUAUUUCGAGACGUUCCGUAUAUGAGCCUCUUCAAACCGGACUUAUUGCUAUUGAUUCAAUGAUCCCUGUAGGACGUGGCCAGCGAGAAUUAAUUAUUGGGGAUAGACAAACUGGUAAAACAGCCGUAGCCACAGAUACGAUUCUUAAUCAACAAGGACAAAAUGUAAUAUGUGUUUAUGUAGCUAUUGGUCAAAAAGCAUCUUCUGUGGCGCAGGUAGUUACUACCUUCCAGGAAAGGGGAGCAAUGGAGUACACUAUUGUGGUAGCCGAAAUAGCGGAUUCCCCCGCUACAUUACAGUAUCUGGCUCCUUAUACCGGAGCGGCGCUGGCGGAAUAUUUUAUGUACCGUGAACGACACACUUUAAUCAUUUAUGAUGAUCUUUCCAAACAAGCACAAGCCUAUCGCCAAAUGUCUCUUCUAUUACGAAGACCGCCUGGUCGUGAAGCUUAUCCAGGAGAUGUUUUUUAUUUGCAUUCACGACUUUUGGAAAGAGCCGCUAAAUUAAGUUCUCGUUUAGGUGAAGGAAGUAUGACUGCUUUACCAAUAGUCGAGACCCAAUCAGGAGAUGUUUCGGCUUAUAUUCCUACGAAUGUAAUUUCCAUUACAGAUGGACAAAUAUUUUUAUCCGCCGAUCUAUUCAAUGCUGGAAUCAGACCAGCAAUUAAUGUGGGUAUUUCUGUUUCUAGGGUGGGGUCCGCAGCUCAAAUUAAAGCUAUGAAACAAGUAGCUGGUAAAUUAAAACUGGAACUGGCCCAAUUUGCAGAAUUAGAAGCCUUUGCUCAAUUUGCUUCUGAUCUUGAUAAAGCUACUCAGAAUCAGUUGGCAAGAGGGCAACGAUUACGUGCAUUACUGAAACAACCCCAAUCAGCUCCUCUCAAGGUCGAAGAACAGGUAUUGACUAUAUAUACCGGAACGAAUGGUUAUCUUGAUUCAUUAGAACUUGAGCAAGUAAGGAAAUUUAUUGUUGAAUUACGUACUUAUGUAAAAACUAAUAAACCGGAGUUCCAAGAAAUUAUAUCUUCUACCAAGACAUUUACUGAAGACGCAGAAGCCCUUUUAAAAGAAGCUAUUCAAGAACAGAUGGAACGCUUUCGACUUCAGGAACAAGCGUAAAGAAAUCCAUCCCUCUGAACCCUCUGAAUUUUUUGUAUUAUUAAAUAAAAAAGAAAAUACCCUUUUUCACAUGGAUAUCUAAAAAAAAUAUAUGGAAAUAAAUUGCGUCCAAUAGGAUUUGAACCUAUACCCAAGGUUUAGAAGACCCAUGUCCUAUCCAUUAGACUAUGGACGCUUUUCAUUCCGAUUUUUCGGAUUUUUUCUUAUUUUGUGUUUCCAAAAAAGAAUCGGAUUGUAUGUGAUGGGAGAUGUGAAUUUUUUGUUUGAAUUGCGUAUUUAAUUCAAUGAUGCAUUAAUUAAUACAGAAUGGAGCGGGUAGCGGGAAUCGAACCCGCAUCGUUAGCUUGGAAGGCUAGGGGUUAUAGUCGACGUUGAUUUAUGAAUUUUAACGUCUCUAAUUCAAAACCGAACAUGAAACUUUGGUUUCAUUCGGCUCCUUUAUGGAAAAAGGAGCAAUUCCCAGACCCUAAUCUAAGGCGGGAAUAAAAUUACAAAAGAAAAAAUCACCCAUAACAUCUAUGUCAGUUUUUUGCAUGAAUGCAUUCAAUUCAAAACAACUUACUUUCUAGAUGAUCCCUCUAGAAGAGGCGAUUCUAACAAUCUUUCUAGUUACUUCGUUCUCUAUUUCUAUUUGAGAGAAUCCUAAGGAAAAGUCUUUUGUUUCUACCGAGCUAAGCUAAAAAAAGAAAUAUGUUGAUUGAAGCCUCUAGUAAACUAAAGUCAUCAUUUAAUAGCUAUUUUGCUUCUCUAUAAAAAACUAGAAGAUUUAGUUACGAUUAGAAACCCUUUUUUCUAUCUUUAUCCAUAGAUCUCUUCCUUAUACUCAUUCAAUUGGAAGUAUUCAUCCAAUUCAACAAAAUUUUAUGUUUCGUAACUUCAUAAUCCAAAAAUUCCACUUUCUAAUAUAAUUGAGUUUUGGAUCCAAAUCACGAGAAUGUAUAAUUUUCCUCAAUUUUUUCAUUGAGAGGGAAAGGAUUAAUUCCUUUUAAGAAAUAAAGUUUUUGAUCGGAAUAGUAAUCAAACCGGUAGACCCCUUAACUAUUAAGGGGUUAAUAGAACGAAUCACACUUUUACCACUAAACUAUACCCGCUACAGUUGGAUUAUUGUAUCCAAAUAAAACUUUUGUCGAACACUGAAAUUGGAUGUAAUCAAGACAGGAUUCGAAAAGAAUCAUGAAAUUUAGAGUAUUGACACUUUUUGUAGGAGGAUUUUAUGAGUUUUAAUCAGAUUUUAAAAAGUUAUAGUUAAAUAACUAAAAAAAAAAAAGUUCUAUUUUUUCUUGAAGGAAUUUUUUAUGAUCAUUAUCAACUAAAUCAUUUUCUUUAUUCUAUAGAAUCCCUAGAAUUCAUUAAAACAAAAAGGGCCUGGCGAGGUAUUGAUCAGGCCAGGCCGUGGGAAUCAAAAAAGAGUCCCUUUCGGGCGAAGAAGUAUUUAAUUAAAUAUUCUAUUUUUCUAUUAAUUAAUAUUAAAUAUUCAGUCUUUUUUUUUCUUUUUAAUUUUUAAUAUUAAUUUUUAAUAUAAUUAUGAAAAUUUCAAAUAAAACUUGUACUUAAUGUUGUCUUACACAAUACAACUUGUAUAUUUUGUAUAUAUAUAUUAUGUUAUAUAUAAUAUUGUGUUAUAUAUAUAUUAUAUAUUUUGGUUAUAUAUAGAUUAUAUAUAUUUUGAAUUUUUUUAUUUUAGUCUAAUUAAUUUGAGUUUAUUACAUAUUUUUUACAUAAUUUUCAAAUUUUUCGAAAUUUUUUAUUUAAUAUUUGACUAUUACUAUUUUCAACGGGGAGAGAUGGCUGAGUGGACGAAAGCGUCGGAUUGCUAAUCCGUUGUACGAGUUAUUCGUACCGAGGGUUCGAAUCCCUCUCUUUCCGUUUCCAUUGAUAACUGAAUCUUAUUAUUUGAUUUCUCUUUUGAAUUUAUUCUAUCUUUUUUUUUUCAAAAUAGAAUUAUACAAAAUAGAAUUAUAUAUAAUUCUAUUUUGAAAAAAAAAAAGAUAGAUGAAAAAUAAA
This is a messenger RNA of Amaranthus tricolor (Joseph's coat), 3532 nucleotides long. Its product is annotated as ATP synthase subunit alpha, chloroplastic-like. The transcript has a single exon. NCBI's taxonomy places the organism in Eukaryota, Viridiplantae, Streptophyta, Magnoliopsida, Caryophyllales, Amaranthaceae. The record is from RefSeq and is a predicted model, not a curated record. Gene Ontology annotation, biological process: proton transmembrane transport; proton motive force-driven ATP synthesis. Gene Ontology annotation, molecular function: proton-transporting ATP synthase activity, rotational mechanism; ADP binding; ATP binding. Bases 5 to 1528 code for a protein of 507 amino acids.